AUGACUUUGGAUCCAGUUGCUAUUACUUUUCGUUUAGACGGUCUACUCGGCAGUUUGUCUAGUUACAAAAAUAGCGAAAAGGAACUAUUAUCAAUUAUUAAAGUUUUCGAAGAACUUAAUAAAGAAAAGAAGCGGAUGGAGAAAACGGCCCGGGACCCAAAAAUUUCCGGAGGCAUUUUAGCCAAAAUGGAUAUUGAUAAUAUUUUAGCCAACAUUCAGGAAAAAAUAAAUAAUUCAGGAGACAAAAAGUUGAUUGAAACCAAAGAAAAGGAUUUAUUAUUUACUUUAAAAGUAGUUUUAGAAAUGGAAAUAAAAGGCUUAAAAUUUGCCCGGGGUUUAGAUUUUAAUAACUCUGAAAUCAAAGACUUCAAAAUCGAGAACAAUACUAUCUAUUUUCCUUUUACGGCCAUUGCUGGAAUUGGAGAAAAAGUGGCUCAAAAGAUUAUUGCUUAUCGUCGAGAAAAGAAAAAAAUUACUAGCAGUUGGAAAGAGGAGUUGGCUAAAAUAUUAAAUAUUAAUCAUAUUCAGCGAUUAGAAAAUCUGGAAAAACAUAAUUUGGAAAUUCCACCGGAGCAGCCAACAGAUAGUCCUUUUUCUCCCCCACCCGUCCCCAAUAAUAACUACUCCGCAAAAACUCUGGCUCGGGUCAUUAAAGACGAUUUACAAGACGCUUUGACCAAUGAAAGCCGCUUAAAAAAAUAUUUUUUGGAUUAUCAGUUAUUUGAAGAUGGGGAUAUUACAAUAUAUACCAAGGAAAACGAAAAAUUAAACGAGGAAUUAAAAGAAAAUUUUAACCGCCACUAUCAGCAAAGAAAAGAAAAAUGA
This is a messenger RNA of Racocetra fulgida, 825 nucleotides long. The record is from the annotation of a GenBank genome assembly. NCBI's taxonomy places the organism in Eukaryota, Fungi, Glomeromycota, Glomeromycetes, Diversisporales, Gigasporaceae.